AUUUAUCAUGGCGAAAUCCGAAUUACAUUUUACCUAUAUUUAUUUAAGGUCGUUUUUUUCUAACCUGAAUAUUGACUACGGUCACGGAAUUUUCGUUUAAUAGAAUGACAAUCUUGUAAGGGGGUUGGAGGUCGAGCGGGAGGUGGAGGCAAACGGUGAUCGGUACCCGACACGAAACACUAAAUUCUCACAGAAUAUAUGCCAAUUUUAGUUGCAACUAUGCAAGCACACCGUAUUGUUUCACUUUUAAGUUGAUUACUUUAUUUUAUCCCUGAAAUGUUUUACAACGAAGAAACGCAAACGGAUAUCUCUUUGGCUCAGAAAGCACUAAAUAAUAAAGUUGUUAAAGAAGGAAUGGACCUAUGGAAAAAGCAGAAGGACUUCGCAAAAGUUAAAAAAAUCAAGGAGCAACAAGAGAUGAGAGAUAUGUUAGAACGGUAUUGGCCUUGGAGUGGCGCAUCAAAUAUUAAACCCAGGGGAUAUAAAAAUUUACGAUUGGAGGAGUUAUAUCCAAAUAAUGAUUAUCAAAAUGCAAAGAGGUUUGUGGGUGUUCUGGAGUGGGGAAAGCCUGGUGGAGGCGCUCCCAUGUCAAAUACCAUAAAAACAAGAGAAGAUCCCUUACUAAGAUUUCAAUUUGGAAAAGAUUUAAGAAAAUCGGUGGACAAUAAUUUGCGGUAUAAAACUAAUAAAACGGAUCAGCAAAUUUACAAAAAACAAUUAGAUCAAUUGGUAGAAGAAAAGAAAAUUAGACAAAUACAAGAAAAACUAAACGUAGAAAAUAUAACGAGAAAGCAAGGUUGGUCAACACAGCCGACUUUAGCUGCAUUGCAGGAAAAAAAUACAAAUAAAAAAGAUAUAAAACCAAAUAACUGUGAAGCAAAAGAUAGUUCCUUCCAAUUUAGUAAGCCCGUAAAUGUGGAUUAUAGCAAUUAUCAAAAAGUUAAUUUUGCAAGGAAGAAUCGUAAACUCUCCCCCUUAUCACAUAAAAAAGAUAAUGGAGUUGAGUUGGUUACGUUAUUGGCUAAAGAUAGGAAAUUUCCCCCUAAAAUUCCGUUGACUACUACGGAUAUCACGUCUGAGAAAAAACUAGGAAAAGAAACUAUAUGGAAUAGGGAAGGGUCCGCUUACCUAAAAGAACUUACUAAUCAAAUGAAUUUCAAACGUCAAAAAUUAAAGGAAAUCAGGGCUCAAGAAAACGAAAAUGUUCAAAGACAUUUUUCAACGUGGGAGAAAUUUUGGGGAAGGCCUGGAAAUGGUGCUCCAUUACCCGAAAUUAAAAAACAAUGCCUUGAUCAAUUGUUGUAUCCUAAAUUUAUGCCCAUUAGUACUCGUAUAGGAAUUGCCGCAUAGUUAACAAUAAAUAAAUUAUUACCUAAUCAUG
Molecule: messenger RNA, 1381 nt
Organism: Brassicogethes aeneus
Lineage: Eukaryota; Metazoa; Arthropoda; Insecta; Coleoptera; Nitidulidae
Source: the annotation of a GenBank genome assembly